Geodia barretti is the source of this 828-nucleotide messenger RNA. The record is from the annotation of a GenBank genome assembly. Lineage: Eukaryota; Metazoa; Porifera; Demospongiae; Tetractinellida; Geodiidae.
AAAAACCACACAAUUUACAUGCAAUAGUGCUAAUCUCCAAAGGGUGAAACUCAUCGUCAAAAGUCUGCAAGUGACAGUUUGAUAUGCCCGAAUCGCUCGUUACCACUUCCCUCUUUCUCGUCGGCUUUCUCUUUGUCACGGGUGGUGGAGGUCCCCUCUUCCUCGUCGGCUUUCUCUUUGUCACGGGUGGUGGAGGUCCCCUCUUCCUCGUCGGCUUUCUCUUUGUCACGGGUGGUGGAGGUCCCCUCUUCCUCGUCGGCUUUCUCUUUGUCACGGGUGGUGGAGGUCCCCUCUUCCUCGUCGGCUUUCUCUUUGUCACGGGUGGUGGAGGUUCCUUCUUUCAUUUCUCCCUCACCGAAUCUCUCUCCUGGUCCUCUGGCUGUUCGGACGAACUCCCCCAGCACAUGACGCGGCUGCCCCCCAGAAGGUUGGGGGGGAAAAGGCUUUAUGAGUGAGGAGGUGGAGUCAAGGUCGCUCUCGGUUGAGACCGAUGCUCGCAGGACCGGGUCGUGAUUUUGGAGAACGUUAACGUUGAUUUGUGGUUUUGCGGCUGUGGGUUCUUCAUGGUGCAAGGUGUCAUCAGGGUCGCCCAGGAUGGAGCCGAACGUGGAGAGAAUUGGGUUGAGAUUAGUGAGAAUGGAAUCAAGUUCGUCUUCGGUGGCGUGGUGGCCUUUGUCCCGUGACAUCUGGAUGAUGGAGCUGUUUGCAGUGUCUUCAGUUACCGUCUGCUCAUUUCCCAUUCUUGUUUUCUCAUCGUCUCCUUCUUCCACCAGUUCAGUUUCGCUGUCUGGUUGCGGAAUGCGAACCCCUGCAUCUGUCAGCUCGACA